CACCUGCCAAACACGUCGUCCAGGAUGCAGCCCGUCAAAAUGUGGCAAGGCGCGAGGGCUCCAGAGGUUCAAGAAGAGGACAUGAAGCUUUUCUUGCCUAGGUAUACUUGAGAACCUCCGUGGACCCACCCACAUUCAAUCUAUUGUACCCAUGGUACCCCUCCUCGAACACGUAUCGCAUUGUCACAGCCACACCACGAACAUCUAUGUUCAUCCUCACUGGUACCGCCCUAAAUCUAUUGCACUAAUAUUUACCAUCUAAUAUGAAAGUCUGCGGACUCUACUAUGUGGCCGGACAGCCCCCCUCAAGCUCGGCCCCGGGCUCUUCAACCUUCCAAGAAGUAGUGUCUGCCAUCCACAAGAGGUACACCAAAGCAAGGCCUCUUCCCCCCUGGAAUCUGGCCCACAACCUCUCACGCUCCACGCCGGCCACCUCCGACGACCCCACACCCCGAGCAUACCAUCACGCCCUCAAUCUGAGCUUCCAUCCCGGAAAGACCUUCCUAUACAUCCACCCUCCACCUAUUCCCGGUGUUCCUAUGAGGCCCGGCCCUGGUAACGCCGUCGUGGCCAUUCCAGCCACCCAGACCGAAUCCUUCAAUAAUCUGCUCUCCACAAAAUUCUCUGCGCUCUGGACGCCGAAACAGUCGCUCAGCAUCCGUGACGGCCAUGCAUACGGGAUUGGCGAGCUGAUCAUUCGAGUGGGGGAGGUGAAAUCGGCGAAAGGUGUGGGAGGUAACCCGCCUGCGUUGCACGGCGUGGUGGUGUACAUCGGGAACCACGUUGGCGACCCCAAUGCUGCCGACGGCAAAUUCGCAUCGACCAUAUCCUCGGACAGAAAGGUGGAGGAUGCAGCGAAGGCCGUGUCCUCGGAAGAAGAGGUGAAGGAGGCAGUGACGUUCGUGCAAGAGAUGAUCAAAGAGGUGUGGAAGGGUCUAGAAGUGGCGGGAGGGCUGAAAGAGCCGCACAAGGAGAAAUUUGUUCAGUAUGAAGGGCAGGAUGAGUGGGAGGCAGCGGAGAUGGAAGUGAGAAUGUGGUGUGAUAUUUUGAGGCUACGGGCUUGAGCAUUGCUCUCGGGGGGACUCGAAUUGCUAGGCCGAGAGAUCGCUGUUGUGGCCAUUCGAAACAAACACAGAACUUGGGAGUGGAAAGGUGGUGAGAAUUGCCGGAUUAGUCUACGGACAGCCAGGCAGAUUGUUUUAAAAGGACA
Molecule: messenger RNA, 1210 nt
Organism: Mytilinidion resinicola
Lineage: Eukaryota; Fungi; Ascomycota; Dothideomycetes; Mytilinidiales; Mytilinidiaceae
Exons: 2
Coding region: 264-1064 (266 amino acids)
Biological process (GO): regulation of transcription by RNA polymerase II
Cellular component (GO): mediator complex
Molecular function (GO): transcription coregulator activity
Source: RefSeq, a predicted model, not a curated record